UAGAAUGAGUGCAGAUUAUGACAGUACUGAUACAAACAGCCUACUGGAAGAAAAGUUUUCGAAAAUAUCAGCAUCACUUGACAAAGUUAAAAAUCAGCUACCUGACAUCAUUGCGAAGACAUCUGACAGUCAACUUAAAAACGGCCUUAGUUUGAACCAAUUAAAAAACACAGCUCUGAUUAUGCAUAAUGUUAACCUGCUUUAUCUGAUUAGAGAGAAGCUCAGAGGAAAUGCAAUCAAAGAUUCGCCUACAGUUGAGCGACUAAUCGAGUCACGGGUGAUAAUGGAGAGGAUGAAGCCCCUAGAGCUGAAAUUGAAGUACCAAAUGGAACGACUUCUGAAGGUGUCCAAUGACGUCAAAGAGGAUAACAAUUCCUCAAACAGUCGAAACUCGGCUUUAAAUUUCAGACCCAAUUUGUCGAAAUUGAUGCAGAGAAAAAAUGCCUCAAAUAAUGAUGAUGAUGAGAACUCGGAUGAUGAAGAUGAAGAUGAGCUAGAUUCUGAGAUUGAAGGUGUCAAUCAGGGCGACGAUGGAGAUGACAGCGAAGAGAGGGAGAGUCGGAAAAUAUCUCAGAAGAAAGGAAUCGACAGGGCGAAGGAGCAACUGAGACAGAAGAAGGCGGAGAAGUCAACCGGGGGCAAAUAUGUACCCCCUAAAGUGGUGCCUAUGCCUUACACUCAAGAUUCCGAGGGUGGCCGAGGAAGUAAGAAGGAGGAGCAGCGGGAGUUUAUGAAGAGGUACAACUCGAGUGUGAUGCGCGAAUUGAGGGAGGAGUUCUCGGAGACCCCUCAGGAGUACAGUGAGGUACCUGGGGGUGCAGCCACAGCCGCCAAGUACAGGAAGGUCGAACAGUUGAUGAAAGUGCGACAACAGCACGAGGAGGAAUACAUGACUAGACUUCCUGCCCUGAAGAGUAUGAAGAAGAUGACUCAGAUCAGAGGUCUCUCAGAGAUAGAUCGCAUGGUUGGAUCUCUCAGUUCCCUCAAUGGAAAAGGGAAGAAAAGGAAAGGAGCGAAGAAGUCAAUGGGAGGCGGAAAGAGGUUCAGAAAGCCACAGAAGUUCAAGUCGAAAAAACGAUAGUUUUUUUAUUAACUCAGAUUCAACUUUGUUUUGUUGGUUUUUGAACUCGAGCAGUUUGAUGCAA
Messenger RNA from Symsagittifera roscoffensis, 1145 nucleotides. Its product is annotated as neuroguidin-like. The record is from RefSeq and is a predicted model, not a curated record. Bases 5 to 1081 code for a protein of 358 amino acids. NCBI's taxonomy places the organism in Eukaryota, Metazoa, Xenacoelomorpha, Acoela, Convolutidae. Gene Ontology annotation, biological process: maturation of SSU-rRNA from tricistronic rRNA transcript (SSU-rRNA, 5.8S rRNA, LSU-rRNA). The transcript is spliced from 4 exons. Gene Ontology annotation, cellular component: small-subunit processome; nucleolus.